Messenger RNA from Parasteatoda tepidariorum (common house spider), 608 nucleotides. NCBI's taxonomy places the organism in Eukaryota, Metazoa, Arthropoda, Arachnida, Araneae, Theridiidae. The record is from RefSeq and is a predicted model, not a curated record.
CGAUUGUGGGAAUGGCUGAUAGGCCUUUUUUGGCAAACUGAAAUGGAAGUUUCCGUAGUUGGUUUGCACAAAGCUGGCAAGACAACGUAUGUGAACCUAAUCUCCAAAAUCGACUGCACUAAUACCAUUCCAACUGUGGGAUUCAACAUGAGAAAGAUAAGGUGUGGUAAUACCUCAAUCAAAGUUUGGGAUCUUGGUGGAGAGAGGAGAUUUCGUGGAAUGUGGGAAAGAUACUGCCGUGGUGUGAAUGCAAUACUCUUCAUGGUGGAUGCAGCUGAUGGCGAAAAAAUUUUCGAAGCCAGGCAUGAACUUCACGAAUUGCUGCGAAAGCCUCAGCUGACUUGCGUUCCUAUUUUGAUCUUGGGCAACAAAACCGAUUUGCCUAAUGCUUUCAGUCAGGCUGAGCUUAUAGACCAUCUUAAUUUAAAAAGCAUCGAAAAUCGAGAAGUUUCUUGUUUCAUGGUAUCUUGUAAAUAUCGUGAAAAUAUCGAUAUUACAUUACAGUGGUUAAUUGCCCAUUCUAAGCGACCCAAAUAGUUCUUAUUUUUACUAGUGAGUGAACUAAGUUCGUUAAGUUUUAAAUAAAUAUAUGAAUAAAGUAAAGCUUA